Molecule: messenger RNA, 869 nt
Organism: Macaca mulatta (Rhesus monkey)
Lineage: Eukaryota; Metazoa; Chordata; Mammalia; Primates; Cercopithecidae
Source: RefSeq, a predicted model, not a curated record
AUGGCCACUCGCCCGACCGGCCCGCACUGUGGCCACUCCGUAAACGACAGCACCACUGGCGUCUCACUGGGGGCCAGUCUGGAAGAGGGAGACCACCGAGACAUUUCGGACAGAAGGGAUGGGAUACAGGCGUUGCUUACACAGAGGACGGAUGAGCCGAGAUGCAGAAAGGCCAGGCUCCCGUCCGGUGAGUUCCUAUUGGCCAACGGGAGGCCCCAGUCGGAGAGCGCCCCGGGACAGGCCCCUGUGCCUCCGGCUUUGCGGAGUGACGCAGGCCCCGGGCUACAGCAACCCUACCAGCCCCUCCAGCUUACAGGUGGCAGUGGCUCUUUGCAGCUGCGAUUUCUUUCUCGGAGCGUCCUCCCCAUCCGGUACGGCCUCUGCCUCCACCAUCGUCUCUGUAACCCGUUCCCUGUGGGAGAGUCCCUGUUGCAGCGUUCAGAGGUUUCGGUUUUCCGGCUGAACUUAACGCGAGGGAAGGCGCUGACGGCAAGGUGGCAGGUGACCAGCCCAGCAGGCCGCCCAGGCCUCCCCUACCUACAGACAGAAGCGCCGAGGCCUGCGGAGGGGAGAGGCAGGUGGGUGUGGGGGAUCGGGGGCAGCCCUGGAGUCCAGACAGGCCUUGUUUUGUCCCAGGAAGAAAAUUCCAACACAGACCACAACACCGAUGGACCUGGAAAACACUGUGCUCAGUGAAAGAAGUCAGACACACAAGGACAAUGUUGUAUGAGGUACCUGGGAUGGGCAGAUUCUGAGAGACGGAAAAUAGAAUAGAGGUUACCUGGAGAGAGGGGGUAAUUGUUGAAUGAAGACAGAGUUUGUGUCGGGGAUGAUAGAAAAGUUUUGGAUACAGAGAGUGAUGACAAGUA